Messenger RNA from Trypanosoma theileri, 1061 nucleotides. RefSeq lists its product as uncharacterized. The record is from RefSeq and is a predicted model, not a curated record. The annotation marks the transcript as partial. NCBI's taxonomy places the organism in Eukaryota, Euglenozoa, Kinetoplastea, Trypanosomatida, Trypanosomatidae. The transcript has a single exon.
UGAAAGAAUGGUGGAGAGCAAAGGCAGAAGAGGAAAUGGAGGAAGAUGAUGAUGAUGAUGAGUUUGGUGAAAACACUGAUGUUGGAUGGGAAGAGAAGGAUAAAUGGAGAGACAUACUCCGGAAUGCCCUAGAGGAGGAAGAGUCUAUGGCCCGACAGUCUCUUUACGCUAUGGAAUUAGCAGCAAGAAGUGAGGACUGUGAAUGGGAAUGGUGUGUGCAGUCACACCUCAAAGGAUGUGCAUACACUGACAGUGACCCACAUCUACACAAACAACAACAACAACAACAACAACACCCAGAACCGUUGCUACUGAGUAUAAAAGAGCAGCGGUGUCGAGAUGCAAUGUUGCGUGAGAUUGAGCGACUCACACGCCUAAAAGCAGCUGUGCGGCACGAGAUGCACGAAAUGCGUCUNCGUGAUGGUGUUUCUCAGUGGCGAAUGAAGGUGCGAGUGCAAAGAAGAAGAAAAGAAGGAGGAGGAGUGUCUACCCCUUCUUCCUUGCCGAUGAGAGAAGUGGCUGCAGAGUCCCCAUCACAACAAACACAAUCGAACCAACAACAACAAGAAGAAGAAGAAGAGUAUGAGAUUGAUUUACACCGGAUUCAUAGAGAUACACUGAGGGUUUCCCAAAAGCUCACUGCACUGCGUCAAGAACGAGAUGAGCUUGAAACCAUGAAAGAAUGGUGGAGAGCAAAGGCAGAAGAGGAAAUGGAGGAAGAUGAUGAUGAUGAUGAGUUUGGUGAAAACACUGAUGUUGGAUGGGAAGAGAAGGAUAAAUGGAGAGACAUACUCCGGAAUGCCCUAGAGGAGGAAGAGUCUAUGUCCCGACAGUCUCUUUACGCUAUGGAAUUAGCAGCAAGAAGGGAGGACUGUGAAUGGGAAUGGUGUGUGCAGUCACACUUCAAAGGAUGUGCAUACACUGGCAGUGACCCACAUCUACACAAACAACAACAACAACAACAACAACACUUCCUCCUGAACUCACAAACAACAAGAAGGGUGAUGCAGACAGCAGCAGCAGUAUCAGCAGUUCUGUGUGGGUGCGUGUACCACUACUGA